This is a messenger RNA of Amorphotheca resinae ATCC 22711, 1281 nucleotides long. RefSeq lists its product as hypothetical. The coding region runs from base 1 to 1203 and encodes 400 amino acids. The transcript has 3 exons. The record is from RefSeq and is a predicted model, not a curated record. NCBI's taxonomy places the organism in Eukaryota, Fungi, Ascomycota, Leotiomycetes, Helotiales, Amorphothecaceae.
AUGAUGGCACGCCAGAGACUCCAGUUCUGGCUAUCUUUCCUGUGUCUUCUUGGACUUCUCCUUCAACAAUCAACUGGAUUUCCUCUUGAUUCAAGCGAUAAAAGCUUUCAAAAUACUGAGCUUGUUGCCAGUGCCCCUACUAAAUCCUCGGAUGCUCUAAAGGAUACCUCGUCCGGGGUCACUUCACACCCUGCAGGUCAGACCUCGACUGGUGUCCUUCCACAUGCGACAGGAGGUAUACCUACCCCCGUUUCUACCCCGUCCAAAGGUACUCCAAGCGGGACUUCCGCUCCGCGGACUAAUGUUUGUGCAGCAAAGCCUGCACCCUCAGGUAACUUGCCCAGGCCAUCGCCGCCUCCACUCCCUUCCUCCACCCCGAAUUCGUCCCCCAACCCAAAGCCAUCCUCCACCCCGGAGUCGUCCUCCACCCCGGAGUCGUCCUCCACCCCGGAGUCGUCCUCCACCCCUCAAGCAUCUCAUAAAGCUGUUACCCGCGAUGCCUAUUCGGGUGAUGCCAAUUUUACCAGCAUCCACGAGAUUGAACGUCGUAUUCCCUUCCCCCAGGGGCUUCCCCAGAUUAGUAACUCUCCUACUGGUUAUAUGAGACGCAUUAAUGCCAUUAUCAGGGACCGAAACACGAAAGAAAUUACGGCCGACCCAACUUUUGCGAAUUCUUUUGUUGUCAGAACCGAUACUGAUGCCCAGUACGGAACAAUCAGUGGAUUACAAGGAUGCUCCAUCCUGGUUGCGUACAAUGCGGACUACAUCUAUAUUGCUCAUUUAUGGGAAGUUUCCGGAUUCUCAGCUGGCGGAGACUUUUCAAGUCACCAAUUCAACACUCAAGUAUUGGGGUUCCUCAAUGGUCGCAGCUAUGGCCUAGGUCAUCCCCUCGUGAAUACAGAAGGGGGAGGACAGUACAUGCAAGGAGCGUCGACCAGACUCCUUACAGUUGGUGCUAAUAACGGAGUCACUAGACCUAACUACCCAAAAAAGGUCCGAGCCAUUUUGGACCUCGCUACUCAGUACCUUGGCGGUCGUGUGUAUCAACCAGUUAUUUACAGGCGCCCUGAUGACCGAGGCGACCCCGUCCGUGUCACACUCGAGUAUAGCGCUCGUACAAGGCACUUGCGGGUUUUGUAUGCCGAUGACAGGGAACGAGAUGAUCAGUUCCUCGGUUACAAACUAAUCGACCAGGCGAUCUAACGCAUCGGAGAUGUACAAGAACUAUGUCGGGAUUGAGUGUUAGGCAUUUGAAGGCGCUUAUUGGCGUUUGUUGGCGCU